CAACAACAAAUGAAAAAAGUCAAAACUGAUAAUAAUAAUAAUCAAACAUCAAAACAAAAUACUAAUAAAAAUAAUAAUAACAGCGGUAAUACUUUAUCACACGAAAAUAUAUUAAAAUCAAUAAUCGAUUCAUAUAUCGUACCAUUAACCAAUGGUGAAAAUAAUAGAGGGUUUUUUGAUGUUAAGACCUAUUUACCAAAUGUUAUAGUUUUAUUACAUCAAAAUCAAUGCUUAAAGAAAUGUUUAGACUCUAGUGUUAAAUUAUCAGCAGAAGGCGUCAAGCUUAGGGAAAGAUGGAUGGAAAUCUUAAAUUAUCUUUUGAAACCAUCAAAUAGUAACCUCUGGGUUGGUAUUCACUUAUUAUGCGAGACCAUUCGUGUAUGCGAUUACGAUAUUAUGAUUAGCAAGUUGGAUCAAUGGUUAGCUUUAUUAACUCAAUUAGUCGAAGGCCAAAAGAAAUCAAUUCAACAAAAACAAAAUGGUGCUUCCAACAAAUUAGCUUAUAAAUCUGGUUCAAAGAAAGAAGAAAAUAAUAUUACAUUUAAAGAAUAUGGAUCAAUUAUUAUCGUUUUAUCAUUGCUCGUCGAAAAAGCAACCAAAUGGAACGAUUUAAAGAGAACUAUUACCAACAACACAGUUAUGUCACCAAUUGUCCAUUUAAUUUUAACCUCUUUAGAUAAGGAUCUUGGUUACCCAGAUGAAUGCAAGGUAGAUUCAUUAGUAGCAAUUACAUCUUUGAUUCAAUCUGCUAGCACUGCUCUUAAGCCAUAUCUUAAUAAAAUCGAAACCCUUGUUUAUCCAUUACUCUUUAACAAUAAUAAAUCAAUUCAAGAGUCAGCUUCGUCAGUAAUCGCUCAUUUACCACAAUGUGUUGGUAUCAAUUCAACUGAAUUCUAUUGGGAUGUCUCUGUACAAAAGAUUUUAAAAGAAAUGAACGAUAUCAUUGACAAUGUCUUCACUUUCCUUGAGGACGACGAUAAACAAAAUGGCGGUGGUAACAAAACCCACGUCGAUAGUCCAAAAGUUGCAUCUGGUGCCAACUCAAGCAGACAAAUUAAUUUACCAUCAACAAGCAAACUUAUAAAUAUUGGUGAUGAUGCCAACUCAAUGUUAAAAUCAUUGGUCAAUGUUAAAUUCCCAGAAGCACCAAAAGAACCACAUUUACAAACUAGUUUUUAUAUUAAAGCAUUCUUUGGUUUAUCCCAUUGUCUUUUACGUAUCUUUUCUACUUCAAGUGCCACUGCCUCGCCUGUACCAAUUGAUGAAGUUAUAAAAUUAAUUUGCAGAAUUUUAAAUCCAAAUUUAAAUCAUUUAACUUUUUCAAAUUUAAUUAUGUCCUUUUCAAUUUCUCAAAUGAUUUAUAUUAUUCAACAAUUACACUUACAAGCAUUUAUAAUUUUAUCAGGUAUUUUAAAGAUUUUUAGAAAAUCAUUAUUAGUACAUUGUAAAACUAUUUCAGCAUUAUUAUUAAGACCAUUGAAAUCAUUAAACUAUUCAUUAAUGAGUCCAAUCAUUCAUGCUCAAAUCUAUUCAACUAUUAGCGAUGCCGUUGAAUCCUUUGGUGCUUCAAGUUCAGAAUCAUUAGCAGUUCCAGUUUUAAAAAUAUUAUUAAGAGAUAUUUUACCAUACAUUCCAGAAAGUAUUAGUCAAACUGCUUCAACUACUGCAGUUAGUAAUGGUAAACAACAAUCUGCAAAUUCAACUACAGCCUCAUCAAGUGUUAUUCAACAAAAUAUUAGAAACACAAUUAAUCAAACAAUUGGUAAUGUUGAUACCACCCUUCAAGAUUUUAACAGUUUAACAAUUAAACAAAAUUCACUUACUGCCUUAUCAAGUAUUUUAUUACAUUGUGGUUCAUAUCUUCAACAACAACAACAACAGGGCUAUUCAUCAUCAAAUGCUUUUGAAGAGGAGCAAUCGACAAACAUUAACAAUACCAAUAAGAAUAUUUUAAGAUUCGAAAUCGAUCAAUUAUUGGUAUCAUUAUUAUUAGAGUGCCAAUCAUUAGCUAGUGUUAAAAAGAAUUCAAUCACCUAUUUAAAUAGCUCAUACAACUGCUGGAGAUACCGUUCAAAAUUAUAUGAAUGUUUAAUUCAUUGUGUUUUAAAACCAGUUUCAAAUACUCCACCAGUCCUUCCAUAUGCCAUGCGUAUCUUUACCAAUGGUAUGAAUACCGACCAUUACCCACGUGUAAGAACUAUUUGCUGUAAAGGUCUUAGUGUUUGCGAAUCAAUCAUUCAUCCACAAACCCCAUCACUUUCAACCACUCAAUCAGUUCAUUCACUUUCAAUGAAUUUAAAUUAUAAAGGUGGAAGUAGUACCAAUAUUUUAAGCGACGAUGAAGGCGACAAUCUAUCAGAUGAUGAAGACUACGAUAGUUUAAAUGAUUCAGAUGAUUUAGAUGAUUUAGAUGAAGGUAACAUUGAUGAAGAAGAUGACGACUUAAAUGAAAAAAUAGAAAUUAAUUCAAAUGAUUUAGAAACCGAUGAUCUCGACGAAUCAAUUCAAGAGGAACAAGAAGAAGAAGAACAAGAAGAAGAAGAGGAAGAAGAGGAAGAGGAACAAGAAACCGAAUCAAAAGAAGAAAUUAAAUUAGUUAAAGGUCAAGAAAAUAAUAAUGUAGUAAUGAAAACUUCAUUAUUUAGUGCCUCAACCAUCACCCAACAACAAAACUCUGUUAAAAUUUCAAAAAUCGAAACAAAGAAAUCAUUCUCAGCUACUUCUGCCGCUCCAAUAGAAGAUGAAGAUGACGACAAUGAUUUAGAUUUACCAGAUAUUGAAGAUUAAAUUCAUCAUACCAAAAUAAUUUAUGGUAAUAUAUUAUUACCAUAAAUGAUAAUAAUACUUAUUUUACAAAAAUAUAAAUCAUAUUUUUCUCAAUCCUAUCGACAAUUUUAUUUAUUAGGUAAAUUAAAAUAAAUAAAAAAAACUCAAAAUUAUUUUUCAUU
Molecule: messenger RNA, 2948 nt
Organism: Dictyostelium purpureum
Lineage: Eukaryota; Evosea; Eumycetozoa; Dictyosteliales; Dictyosteliaceae
Exons: 2
Coding region: 10-2787 (925 amino acids)
Biological process (GO): rRNA processing
Cellular component (GO): nucleus
Source: RefSeq, a predicted model, not a curated record